UUCAUUGGUCGGCAGUCUCUCUUGAAUCAAGCGCCGCACAGACGUGCAUCGGCGCCGGGGAGGAAGCAUCGCGGGCCGCCGCAGGGAGGGACCGAAGCGAACCGCGACAGGACCGCUGCGCUGCUGCUGCUGCUGCUGCUGCUGCUGGGGGUGCUGGAGCUGCUGGUGGCCCGUCGGACAUCACCGUUCAUCUGACGACCCUGAGGCGGCUGGCUCUUUAGCCGGAGCUCGGUAUCCAAAGAGUGGAUGAGGUUGAUGCUGCUCUGCUGCACCUGGAAGGACGAACGCAUGGGAGAGGAGGAAGCCGGAGGACGUUUGCCCGUGUGCGCGGGAUGCAAACAGAGGAUCUACGAUGAGCAGUACCUCCAGGCCCUCAGCUGUGACUGGCACAGCGUCUGCUUCAGGUGCUGCGAGUGCAGCGCUUCGCUGUCCCACUGGUACUACGAAAAAGAUGGACGACUCUACUGCAAGAAGGACUACUGGGCCAAAUUCGGGGAGCUGUGCCACGGCUGCAACGACCCGAUCACCACCGGCCUCAUCAUGGUCGCAGGGGAACAGAAAUAUCACCCAGAGUGCUUCACCUGUCUGAACUGCAGAACAUUUAUCGGGGAUGGCGACACAUACGCUCUGGUGGAGAGAUCCAAACUCUACUGCGGUCACUGUUACUACCAGACCGUCGUCACGCCGCUGUCCCUGCCGGACACGCCGUGCCCACGGAUCCCUCACACGGUCACACUCGUGUCCAUCCCGGCCUCCGUCGAGGGCAGCAACGGACGCAGAGGACGAGGUUUCUCCGUGGCCAUCGACCAGCCGCUCAGCCCGAUCAACGGCUACAGCCCCGAGCACGGACCCACAGUCAGAGUCUCCCAGGUGGAACCAGACUGCAUCAGUCCAGAUGUGAAAAACUCCAUCCACGUUGGAGAUAGGAUCCUUGAAAUCAACGGGACGCCCAUACACAACGUCCCUCUGGAUGAGAUCGACCUGCUCAUCCAGGAGACCAGUCGGCGGCUGCAGCUCACUAUCGAGCACGACCCCCACAGUCUGGAGGGAGGCCCCUCGGAGGCCGGGGAGCCAGUGGACGGCCCCCUGUCCCCCCCGCUGUCGGGGGGCCUCGUCCUGCCCAUCACACAGCCCCCCAACCCCGACAUCAACAACCUCAGAUCCCGCAUCAUCACACGGAGCUACAGCAUCGAUAAGUCUCCGGGCUCCAGCAACGCAGCGUCCCCCAUCUCCCAGAGGAAGGACAUCAAUCGAUCGGAGUCGCUCCGCGUCGUGUCCAAUCAGACGCAUCGCAUCUUCCGGCCGUCUGACCUCAUCCACGGAGAGGUGCUGGGGAAGGGCUGCUUCGGACAGGCCAUCAAGGUGACCCACAAGGAAACUGGGGAGGUGAUGGUGAUGAAAGAGUUGAUCCGCUUCGAUGACGAGACUCAGAGAACAUUCCUCAAAGAGGUAAAAGUCAUGCGGUGCCUGGAUCACCCCAACGUGCUCAAGUUCAUCGGAGUCCUCUACAAGGACAAGAGGCUCAACUUCAUCGCAGAGUACAUAAAGGGAGGCACCCUGAGAGAAAUCAUCAAGAAAAUGGACAGCAACUAUCCCUGGAAACGCCGGGUCAGCUUCGCCAAGGACAUAGCUGCUGGGAUGACAUAUCUGCAUUCCAUGAACAUAAUCCACCGGGACCUCAACUCCCACAACUGUCUAGUCCGGGAGAACAACACGGUGGUGGUGGCAGACUUCGGGCUGUCCCGUCUCAUGGUGGACGACAAGCACGAGGAGACGUUGUCGCAGGGUAAGCUGCCCGGCCUCAAGAAGCACGACCGCAGAAAGCGGUACACGGUGGUGGGAAACCCCUACUGGAUGGCUCCUGAGAUGAUCCACGGGAAGAGCUACGAUGAGAGAGUAGACAUCUUCUCCUUUGGUAUAAUGCUCUGCGAGAUAAUUGGCAGGGUGAACGCGGACCCGGACUACCUCCCCAGGGCGAUGGACUUCGGACUGAACGUGUCUGGUUUCCUGGAGCACUUCUGUCCUCCUGAUUGUCCCCCCGCCUACUUCCCCAUGGCUGCUGUGUGCUGUGAGCUCGACGCCGACAAACGACCGGCUUUCUCCAAACUUGACGAGUGGCUUGAGAACCUGAAGAUGCACCUGGACAUGGGUUUACCGCUGGUGUCCGAAGUGGAGCAGCUGCACAAGACCUUCUGGAAGAACCACAGCGGCGCGCGGCCCGAAAACGGUCUGCACGCCCACCCCCAACAGCCGGAGUAAGGCCUGGCGCGAGCGGAGGAGUGGGUCAGUAGGAGUUACCCCGCCUCCCCCGCAUGGGCAGCGAUCCUCUGCCUGUCAGCGGGAGCAGAGGCCGCAGGAGUCGCGUAUGUGCUCCUACUCGUUUGAAGCUGCGGGCGUAGACUCGCUCAGGCCUAACGAGUGGACUCAGGGGGGAAAAAAAGCCUGGAUCUGAAAAGCCAGCUGUGCGAGACACACACACACACACACACAUAGACACACAUUCAAAGUCAAGCUUGAUCAUGCUGCACCCGAAGCUAAGGUGCAGCAUAUUGUAUGCAAUCAGACCCAACUUUGAAAUCACGACUCAACUCUUGAAUCUCGUAGAUUCAACGUUGGCCGUCAUAGCAUUUAAAAAUACUGACUGUAGUGUGAGAAUUCACACGGACAAGGUAGUCAAAGCAGACGACGAGAGGUCGUCACUUUGGGCCUCUGAAUUACGCGGCACCGUACUGCAGAUGUUUGAUGUGCGUUUGGUUUGAUUUCGCUUCUGGUUUAGAUUUUAAACUGAGCUUAAAAAUGCAAAGUGGAGGGACCCGCCUGUCGUUUCAGACACAGAUCGAGAUCUACUUGAUGACCAAUUGUCCAAUUAAACCUUUCAAGCUUUAAAUAACCCAUUGAAGAUGAGUGCAUGAGUGUAAAUAAUGCUUUCUGGUCAAAUCCUGGUUCCUCGUGUCCUUCUGCCCCUCAUGUGUUCAUAACCUCCGAGUGAUGUAAGCGUCCACGCCCGCUGUCUCUCAUUCAUUGUCCAGCACUCAGCCACAUCAGUUCACAUACACACAUACGUUAGACGCGUCUUAUCCACGUACAUAUACAUUCAAACACAUAACAGUGUACAUUGUAAAUGUUUCUAAUAUUGUAAAUGUACAGACAUAUUUUAUAUACGUAUGCUACAUUGCCAUAUUUUUAUUGGCAGACCAGCUGAAAGGGAGGAGAGUAAAGGUUUGACAGGGCAGAGCUUAAAGAUUUAGUGUUUUCUACGCUACUGUGGCAGGUUCCAGGCUUUUAGCAUUUGAGAUAACAGGAAUGUUAUCACUGCAAAAUAUUUCCUCAAGCUCAAUAAAUGUGAGUCCAUUUGAUCUGCCAUCUUGUGCUUGAGUAAAUUUCAUUUUGAUACUGGAUUGUUAAGUCGAAUCAAACUUGCUGAUCUAAAUUGAAAUAUUAUCAUCAACUAAUAAUAUGUAAUUUUAGGAUUUUGAGGGCAAUCAAGUACUACUCUCAUCUCGUGUACUGUAAAAUAGUUCAGGUCUGAGCAGGUUCUGCCUCAUCAUGUCAGCUGUCUCUCCUCCUGUGGAUGACCCACUGUGUGUUUACAUGUAAAUUGCAAAUAUCUCUGUAUAUGUGUCUGUCCAUGCAUCUGUCUGCGUUUUUUUUUGUCCUACUCUUUUUGCAAACUGCAUGAUGUACUCGGUCUGCUUGACUUCUAACCCAAGCUGGUUUUUGUCUCAAAAUGAUGUGAUUUUAAAUUAAAAAAACAAAGAGGAAAAGACAAAAAAAAGUUAAGAAAGUCAAGCUUAAAUCGAAAGAGCAAAAACACACCAUCUGUGUUUUUUUGUGUAGAUGUAUAUAUAACCACUGAAAUCUUUUUGUAUAGAUUUGAGUACUUUAAUUUGCACUAUAUUACCAAAUGGCUGGAUGAAGCCAUGUUUGUUAAUUUCCUCUCUUGGGCUUCUUGUGAUACGGAAAUAAAUGAUGUCGGUUCAGGUAGAAAUAUGAAUGCAAGACACUGAUGGAGCCUUUCAACUGUAAAAAUGGGAUCUAGGAAAUGCAUCCUCUUGAAAGCAAACCGUUUUAUAAUUAUUUACAUGCAUUUUUUUGUGCAUGGCUCUACAUUCGACUCAUGUAUCUAUGGAAACCAUGACUAUAUUUUGACUUUUCAAGCUUUAGCACCCAAAACGCCGUUGCUACCGAGAGGAUGCGUUGUCCCAGCUCUGCCUGCUGCCUACAGACUGGUCCUUUGCGAAUGAGGUUCUGUGUUUUUUUUUCUCCUUCUGACUGCUUGCUUUUGUGUGGGAUGCUCCACAGAGGCUGCAACCUCUGCCUGUCGUUCUGAUGUUGGAGCACUUAAACUGGCCACUCACCUUCUCGUCCCACUCCUUUGGCUCAGGGCCGUAUAUAUUCCUGGAUCUUUUUUCACUAAUUCAAUUAACUCGGCAGCUUAAUAGGAGAGGAGGAUUCAAACGCUUAAAAGUGAGACUCGGAGCAUGUAACCUUCUGUCGAUGUAAAAUGCUGAAAACACAAAAUAUGCUUCUGUAAAACCUGCUGGAGUGCGUGUGCGUCCGUGGGCUCGCUCCACGUGAGAUGCUUCGGCGCGUUUUCUGUUCUGUCGAGCACGUUAGUGUGUGUCUGUGAGGAUCGAUGAGGAGGAUGCCGCGGCUCUUCUUUGCAAAGGAUCGUUACCUCUGAACAAUGCUGUGCCUUCGAUGUAAGCUAGCCUUGCCAACCACUUGGAAAAAGAAACGUGAACUGAUUCCCCUUUUCAUGUGUCAUAAGUGCAAGCCUGAUUUAAGUGGAGUGAAUAUCAUUGCUGAUACAAUGUUGUAUGAGAUGUCAUCUUGUUCUGUAUCCUAUUUAUGUUUUUCCGAUGCCUAGUUUUGAUAUUUUAACCUUAUAUUUCUUUGAUUUUGGUCUCAUUUUUUUUUUUAAUUACACAAGCUGUGAAAACAAUUCUGCACUUUAAUCUUGAACGUGAGCAUUUAGACUCUGAGGAGGCGACUGUUUUUCCCCCCCCUUUUUUUUCACGGCUACAAAUAAAACUGUUGCUUCUAAAACAAA
Molecule: messenger RNA, 5053 nt
Organism: Gasterosteus aculeatus aculeatus (three-spined stickleback)
Lineage: Eukaryota; Metazoa; Chordata; Actinopteri; Perciformes; Gasterosteidae
Gene: limk1a
Product: LIM domain kinase 1a
Biological process (GO): protein phosphorylation; positive regulation of stress fiber assembly; actin cytoskeleton organization
Cellular component (GO): cytoplasm; neuron projection; nucleus
Molecular function (GO): protein serine/threonine kinase activity; protein binding; ATP binding
Source: RefSeq, a predicted model, not a curated record